Molecule: messenger RNA, 5233 nt
Organism: Oncorhynchus masou masou (cherry salmon)
Lineage: Eukaryota; Metazoa; Chordata; Actinopteri; Salmoniformes; Salmonidae
Gene: dnajc11b
Product: DnaJ (Hsp40) homolog, subfamily C, member 11b
Biological process (GO): cristae formation
Source: RefSeq, a predicted model, not a curated record
AUGACAGGAUGUCUGCAGCCCGCCUGGCCACACAGCGGCGCUAGUGCAGACACGAACAGACCAAUGAGCACACAGAACACUGGUAUUGGAGGGAGGAGGAGGGGCCGAACCAGCGCAAAGAUGGCGGCGUCCUUAGACGAUGAAUUAGAGUUGGAUAACCAAGACUAUUAUUCUCUUCUCAACGUCAGGAAAGAGGCCACUCAGGAUGAGCUGAAGGCUUCCUAUAGGAGGUUGUGUAUGCUCUACCACCCAGACAAACACAGAGACCCAGAGCUGAAGAGCCAGGCAGAGCAGCUAUUUAACCAGGUGCACCAGGCCUAUGAGGUGUUGAGUGAUCCUCAGUCCAGGGCCAUCUAUGACAUAUUUGGGAAGAAAGGCCUGGAGGUGGAGGGCUGGGAGAUUGUGGAGAGGAAGAGGACCCCAGUAGAGAUCCGUGAGGAGUAUGAGCGGCUGCAGCGAGAGAGAGAGGAUAGGAGGCUACAGCAGAGAACCAACCCCAAGGGUACCAUUAGCGUGGGAGUAGAUGCCACAGACCUGUUUGAUCGCUAUGAUGAGGACUUUGAGGAGAUGCCAGGAGGAGGAUUCCCUCACAUCGAGAUCAACAGGAUGCACAUCUCCCAGUCUAUUGAGGCUCCGUUGACUAACUCUGACACUGCAAUGCUGUCUGGCUCUCUCUCCACACACAACGGCAACGGAGGAGGCAACAUCAACAUGACUGUCCGCCGUGUCACCUCUGCCAAGGGCUGGGGAGAGUUGGAGUUUGGUGCAGGGGACAUACUGGGACCUCUGUUUGGGAUGAAGGUGUUCCGUAACCUGACUCCACGAUGUUUCCUGACGGCUCAGUGUGGUAUGCAGUUCUCUCCCCGUGGCGUGCGUCCCAGCUGUUCUUUAAUGACAGCUCGUCACCUAGACCAGAACACAAUGGGUUACCUGCAGUGGCGAUGGGGACCCCACAGCUCUAUGACCACUAGUGUGGUCCGAGACACCAAGACCAGCCACUUCACCCUGGCACUACAGCUGGGUGUCCCUCACUCCUAUCUGAUGAUGAGUUACCAGUACAAGUUCCAGGAUGAGGACCAGACCAAGGUCAAGGGAUCGAUCAAGACUGGUUGGUUUGGUACAGUGGUGGAGUAUGGAGCAGAGAGGAAGAUCAGUCGGCACAGUGUCCUGGCUGCUACUGUCAGUGUCGGAGUGCCACAGGGAGUCACCCUCAAAAUCAGGUUGGCUCGUGCCAAUCAGACCUAUCUAUUCCCAGUCCACCUGACAGACCAGCUGCUGCCCAGUGCAGUGUUCUACGCCACUGUGGGGCCUCUACUAGUCUACAUGGCCAUACACAGACUGGUCAUUAUACCAUACACAUGCUCCCAGAAACAACAAGAUCUGGAGCUACAGAGGAAGAGCUCAGAAGUAGACAUGGUCAAGAAGAAACAAGAGGCGGAGUCAGCCGUUCUGCUGAUGCAGGAGUCUGUGAGGAGAAUCAUCGAGGGAGAGGAGUCUAAGAUGGGUCUGAUCAUCCUGAAUGCGUGGUAUGGAAAGUUUGUGACAGACAACAGCGCGCGCCAAGAGAGAGCUCAGGUUAUAGACGUUACUGUCCCUCUGCAGUGUCUGGUCAAGGACUCCAAACUCAUACUCACCGAGGCAUCAAAGGCGGGGUUGCCAGGUUUCUAUGACCCGUGUGUAGGAGAGGAUAAGAGUCUGAAGCUGCUGUAUCAGUUCAGGGGGGUGAUGCACCAAGUCCUCUCUGCAGACACUGAGGCUCUACGGAUACCCAAGCAGUCUCACAGAAUCGAUGCUGAGGCGUAGGAACCCUCUGUUAUGGGAGCAACAACGGUCAAGUGGAGACAGAUACAGACAGACAGGCAGACAGACAGGCAGACAGACAGGCAGACAGGCAGGCAGACAGGCAGGCAGACAGACAGACAGACAGACAGACAGACAGACAGACAGACAGACAGACAGACAGACAGACAGGCAGACAGACAUUGACAGACAGACAGACAGACAGACAGACAGACAGACAGACAGACAGACAGACAGACAGACAGACAUUGACAGAAGGACUGACAAGCAGAGGUCGAGAGUCAAACAAAGGGAAUAUAAAUUCUCUCUCUUUCCCCAUCACAUUUAUGAAUUCAGACAUGAGUUCCUCUUCUCUCUCCGCUCUCAAAACCCACUAGAUUCCUCUCUUUUAGCCAUUGUAAUUUCCACUGUGUGUGUGUGUGUGUGUGUGUGUGUGUGUAUGUGUGCGUGUAAAAUGUACUGAAAUCUCCCUCUCUCCUCAUCUCCCCAGAAAGGUGCAAUAUGACUCACGAUGUACAUAUCAGUGAAGUCUGCUACAGUUAAUAUUGUAUAACUAAUAUACCACUGUACUAUACUAGUUGUACUCAUGUUUUACACUACUAACUCAUGCGUUACGGUUAGAACAGAACUAUGCAUGAAAACGUGUUCAUCAGUACCACUAUACUGACACCCAGCACUACACUUGAAGGCAGAAAAAAUAUUGUUUUGUUAAUAAUUGACGUAUUAUUAUUAUUAUUAUUAUUCCUUGGAAGCGAUGUGUCUGCUGCUGUUGUUGUGUGGGGCAGGGUCUAAUUAUCUGGGUGACAGUCAUUCUAAUAACACAUAAGGGCACACCCAUAAGGGUUGAAAAGAAUGCUGAGAAUAUUAACACUGGUCUAUUUUUAAGGCACCCCCAGUAGCCAAUGUGUGAUUGGAGCCCUGGUAGGCUGGGUUGAGUUGAUAUGACUGAGAUGGAUGCUGGGGAAGCACUGCCUGAGCAACAGUGAAGAGUAGAGAGAACGUCCAAUGAUGUCAUUCAUUCGGAAAGUAUUCGGUAUUUUCCACAUUUUGAUACUUUACAACCUUAUUCUAAAAUGUAUUAACUAAAUAAAGAUCCUUAGCAAUCUACACACAAUACCCCAUAAUGACUAAGUGAAAACAGGUUUUUAGAAAUGUUUGCAAAUGUAUUAAUAAUAAAAAAUAGAAGUACCUUAUUUACGUAAGUAUUCAGACCCUUGUCUAUGAGACUCAACUGAGCUCGGGUGAAUCCUGUUUCCAUUGAUCAUCCUUGAGAUGUUUCUACAACUUGAUUGGAGUCCACCUGUGGUAAAUCCAAUUGAUUGGACAUGAUUUUGAAAGGCACACACCUGUCUAUAUAAGGCCCCACAGUUGACAGUGCAUGUCAGAGCAAAACUCAAGCCAUGCGGUUGAAGGAAUUGUCCGUAGAGCUCACAACAGGAUUGUGUCAAGGCACAGAUCUGGGGAAGGGUACCAAAACAUUUCUGCAGCAAUGAAGGUCCCCAAGAACAUUCUUAAAUGUAAGAAGUUUGGAACCACCAAAACUCUUCCUGGAGCUGGCCGCUGAACAAUCGGGGGUGAAGAGCCUCGGUCAGGGAGGUGACCAACAAUCAGGCCCUUAUGGUAGAGUGGCCAGAUAGAAGCCACUCCUCAGUAAAAGGCACAUGACAGCCCGCUUGGAGUUUGCUAAAAGGCACUUAAAGACUCUCAGAUCAUAAGAAACAAGAUUGUCUGGCCUGAUGAAACCAAGAUUGAACUAUUUGGCCUGAAUACCAAGCAUCACGUUUUGAGGAAACCUGGCACCAUCCUUACAGUGAAGCAUAGUGGUGGCAGCAUGGGGAUGUUUUUCAGUGGCAGGGACUGGGAGACUAGUAAGGAUUGAGGCAAAGACAAACGGAGCAAAGUACAGAGAUAUCUUUGAUGAAAACCUGCUCCAGAUCGCUCAGGACCUCAGACUGGGGCGAAGGUUCACCUUCCAACAGGACAACGACCCUAAGCACACAGUCAAGACAACGCAGGAAUGGCUUCGGAGGAGUGGCUCCGAUCGAACAUCUCUGACCUGAAAAUAGCUGUGCAGCACCCCCCCCCCCAAUCCAACCUGACAGCUCUUGAGAUCUACAGAGAAGAAUGGGAGAAACUCUCCAAAUACAGGUGUGCCAAGCUUGUACCGUCAUACCCAGGAAGACUCUAGACUGUAAACGCUGCCAAAGCUUAGUAAAGGGUCUAAAUACUUAUGUAAAUUCUUAGAAAUGUGCUAAAAUUUCUAAAAACCUGUGUUUGCCUUUGUCAUUAUGGGUUAGUGUGUAGAUUGAUGGGGGAAACAUUAUUUAAUCGGUUUUAGAAUAAGGCUGUAACGUAACCAAAUGUGGAAACAGUCAAGCGGUCUGAAUACUUUCCGAAUGCACUGUAUACAUUAUGGUGUAUAUACAUUAUUUAUAUAACAUUUAUGAGAAAGCCUCUGUGAGAGUUAGUUUGCUACUAAAGCAUCUGUAUGUACAUCUGUCACUGUCAAUGGAAACAUGCAAGUGGGAUGCAGUGGGACUAUUGUACUUUUAUGUAUACAUUUAUUUAAGACCUGGUCAUAUAUCAAAAUUAUGGUGAUGAAGAGUAUUGUAAUUAUUUGUCAGUCCUUUGUUAUGUGCCAUACCUUUAGUUCCCAUGGUAAUAUUGGUUUGUCCCUGUUGUCUUGUUUAUAUGUUGUUUUUAAUACUAUAGAUAGACCAAACAGACACUGUUCUACUUAACAUUGACUAACUAUUGACUGACAGUGUUGGUCCUUUCUGUGAAGGCAAUAUACUGUAUAGGCUAUUGAUGAGUGACAUAGUUGAACUGCAUUUUUUUUUUUUUUCAGUGGUAGAAACUGGAGUUCUGUCAACACAGUUCAGUUCCAUUUCCACUGUAUGCUGUCCCCAAUCCUACAGUGCUGAAACCCCAUGUACAGGUCUGUGUAGUCAGGACACAGGAUCUGUUCUAUGCCAUGUAUUUGAGCAGAAAGUGACCUACCCUCUCAGGUGUUUUGCCCUAGAGCGGAGUCAGGUUAUCGGAUUGUUAGUAACUGUACUCAUGUCUCUUCUUACCAGUUAAGAUUUUGUGAAUGAGGUUGACUGACUCAAAACACCCUUUACAGAAUGAGGCAAGAACAAGCAAACAUUCACCCCAUUUGAGACACUAAACACUUUGCUGCCUCCAUUAAGGAUGUUUGCUCAUCAUGUCCCCUUCGCGUGCCAUUAGUCUCCAUAUUAGUCGGCCCUGCCACUAGUCACCCACUCAUCACUGUUCUUUCAGCCACUCUGGCUCCACCCUGAGGUCAACAGAGAGACUACUCUCCAUUGUUACAUUCCUGCCCUGGCCAUGACCCAAACUGUCUAAAAUGUGUGUGUGUGUGUGGAGCUAGUGGACUAUGUAGUAAAGAUAUUACAAUAAAUAAAAAGAUGAG